Prorocentrum cordatum is the source of this 983-nucleotide messenger RNA. The record is from the annotation of a GenBank genome assembly. Lineage: Eukaryota; Dinophyceae; Prorocentrales; Prorocentraceae.
GGCUGCUGUCGACGAGCUCGCCAGGGCCGAUGCCGAUUCGGGCGUCCCGCCCGAGUUCGACGACGCGGACUGGCAUCCGAGCAGCGGGUCUCGCCCGUUGGGUUCACCAGGCGAUUGGCGCAGCUGGGACAAGGAUGGGUUCUACGAGGACUCCGACUCUGAUGACUCAGCCUCCGAGCAGCUUGGCCCGGAGGAGCACGUCAUUGCCAGCCACGAGACCUGUGACAGAGGUCAGCCAGCAGCCAGCGGGGCAACAACGCAGGCAGAGAGCGAGUACUUCUUGGAGGUGAGCAAAGUGACACGUCCUUCUGCGAUGAUGUACGACAGGUGCUUUCGGGGACUCCAGACUUGGGCCAGCGACAACAGCCUGCCACUGAGCACCAGCGACGACAUCUCCACAGCGAUGCUCGAGUAUUUAGAACACCUGUACUUCUCGGGCCACAACCACGACUCGGGCGAGAAGGUGAUCGCAGCUCUCGAGUACAGGGCGCCUGGGAUCCGCAGCGGCAAAGUGCUAGAGCGGGCCAAGAUGGCGCUGAAAGCCCUCCACAUGGGCGAGCUGGAGUUCGGCCAGUGCCUGAUCUUCUUGUUCCGCACGUACCUGAGGCCGAGCGAGUGCUUGUGGCUGAAACUCAACCAGCUCAUCCCGCCGUUGCCCGGCCCGGGCACGAGGUACUGGGCGCUGUUGUUGGCCCCCGAGGAGGAGGCGAUCCCCACGAAGACCAAUGAGUUCGACGAGAGCCUCCUGCUCGACAGCCCCGAGCUGGUCUUCCUGUACCCGCGGUUCUCGACCUUGAAGAAGCGCUCUGGCCACGAGAACGUAUGGUCCUUCGACGAUCGGAGAUUCUCGAGCCUUUUCAAGCGGGUCGCCGAGCUCGCGGGACUAGGCCAGUCGAACCUCCACCCGUACAUGAUGAGGCACGGCGGCGCCAGCGACGACGCCCUUUGCCAGACUCGCAGCAUGGGGAGUUGCGUCGAGGGAG